AUGGCCGGCUUCGUUGGACAGAAGCCCGAACCACCUCCCUCCUGGAUGUACGCGUUGUUUCCCCCCAGCACCGUCCAGUGGAUCGCGGUCCUGUGGCCACCUCUCUACGGCUGGGCCUUGGCUCGAAGCAUCUUCCAAGUGCUCAACGCAGGCGGAGCAUGGCGCUGCUUGCGACGUUUCCUGGAGUCCCGGGUGUGGAAGGCCUUAGCGUUGCUGUCCUACAGCGCCUAUGUGGUGCAACAGUUUCCUUUGCUGCUCCUGUUGGCGCCUUUAAUGAAAGAAUUUGACCUCAACUGGUCCAAUGGCACCACCCUGGGCGGGGCAGUGUGGCGUUACGCCUUGAUAUUUCCCCUUUUUGUGAUGAUCAGCUGCAUGGUGGCCCUGCCCUUCCACCUCUUCCUGGAGAUGCCCUGCAUCCGCCUGGGCCGGCGCAUCCAAUUUCGCGAUGCGACCUGCAGGAAAGCUGCAACGGCGAAGGAAGAGGUGGAGGACGGCCUGCAAGAACCAGACAUGGUUCCGGUGGCCCCAGGCCUGUGA
This is a messenger RNA of Cladocopium goreaui, 537 nucleotides long. The record is from the annotation of a GenBank genome assembly. NCBI's taxonomy places the organism in Eukaryota, Dinophyceae, Suessiales, Symbiodiniaceae.